Molecule: messenger RNA, 927 nt
Organism: Antrostomus carolinensis (chuck-will's-widow)
Lineage: Eukaryota; Metazoa; Chordata; Aves; Caprimulgiformes; Caprimulgidae
Gene: DRC1
Product: dynein regulatory complex subunit 1
Exons: 6
Biological process (GO): cilium-dependent cell motility; axonemal dynein complex assembly; regulation of cilium movement
Cellular component (GO): axonemal dynein complex; axoneme
Source: RefSeq, a predicted model, not a curated record
AAAACUUUUGAGCUUGAACGGCGAGAGCUGCUGGACAACAACAAGAAGAAGUGGGAGGAAGCCAUCCAGGCCCACAAGACACAGGAGCUGGAAUACCUGCAUGCCAGUAUGAAGAAGGUGGAAGAGUUUGAGAAACAGCUGAAUCAGCUGCGGCUGCAGGAUGGAGAGAAGUAUAACAGCAUGAAGAUCAAGCUGGAGAAUGAUGUGCAGAACCUGGAGAGGCAGCUCCAGCAGGCGAAAGCCGUCUAUCAACUGAACCAGGAGAAGCUAGAGUACAACCUGCAGGUACUUAAGAAGCAGGAUGAGGAGAACACCAUCAUCAGAUCCCAGCAGAAGAGGAAGCUCAACCGGCUCCACACCUUGCUCAGUAACCUGAGAACAAAACUGGCCAACCAAGAGAAGCAGCUCCGAGAGGAGAGCCAGAGCCUGGCAGUUGACCUCGAGCGCAUCACGGGGCAGUGCAAGGAGGUGCAGAGGAGGAUGAGGCACUUUGCUGUCAGCGACGUUGAGAAGUUCACAGAGGUCUGGCUUAUGAAUGAGGAAGAAGCCAAAGGGCUGAUGCGAGAAGCCCUUGAUGCAGAUCGCAUCAUUCACACCCAGCAACUGGGGCUUCACUGGGAAGAGCCUCAUUACUGGUUCCUCAACAACGUUGGCCCCCUCGGGCAUUCCAAAGCAAAGAGGAUGGCGACCAAGCUGGCUGUGGAGGUCCUGACAGAGAGUGGCUCUGAGGAACAGGAGGAGGAAGGGAGAGAGAAGGAGAAGGAAGAAGUGGGCAGUGGAGAAGGAGGAAAAGAAAACACAGCAAAAGUUGAGGAUGGAGUCACACCUCUGCAAAAUAUCUCCAAGAGGACAGCCAAGAGGAUCCUGGAGCUCGUGAGCGAUGAGUCGGUGCGUGAUGACAUGGCCUUGAUCAGGGAGCAGGCGUGA